AUGAAGGAAGAGAUCGCGAAAGUGAUAAAAGAACUUGAUUACUCUUCAGAAGAGGUGGGGCUGAAGUAUGAAAAUUUAUGCAUUUAUCUAGAUUUGGACCUUCCAGAAAGGUUCAAAAUGCCAAAGUUCGUCACUUUUAAUGGAACUGGAAAUCCUCUAGCACAUCUUAAAGCUUAUUGUGAUCAACUCGUGGGAUUUGGCAAGAACGAAGAAUUUUUGAUGCGCCUCUUCAAUCGAAGUCUAAAUGGAGAAGCUCUAGAGUUAUUUAAAUUGCAAGAAUUAAAACAAUGGGCGAGUUGGAAUGCACUCGCAAAGAAUUUUGAUGAAACAUUUGGACAUAACGUAGAAUCGGCCCCUGAUCGCUACUAUUUGGAGAAGAUCAAACAGAAGAUUUCAGAAAACUAUCGAGAGUACACUCUUCGUUGGAGAAAAAAAGUUGCAAGAGUUCAACCUCCUAUGUUUGAACGUGAAAUCUCUGAAAUGUUUAUUCGGACUCAAAAGCCUGAGUACUAUGAGAGAAUGUUGUGA
This is a messenger RNA of Solanum stenotomum, 528 nucleotides long. RefSeq lists its product as uncharacterized. The record is from RefSeq and is a predicted model, not a curated record. The transcript has a single exon. The coding region runs from base 1 to 528 and encodes 175 amino acids. Lineage: Eukaryota; Viridiplantae; Streptophyta; Magnoliopsida; Solanales; Solanaceae.